This is a messenger RNA of Candoia aspera, 1199 nucleotides long. Its product is annotated as ephrin-A4-like. The record is from RefSeq and is a predicted model, not a curated record. Gene Ontology annotation, cellular component: plasma membrane. Lineage: Eukaryota; Metazoa; Chordata; Lepidosauria; Squamata; Candoiidae. Gene Ontology annotation, biological process: ephrin receptor signaling pathway; axon guidance. Gene Ontology annotation, molecular function: ephrin receptor binding. The transcript has 6 exons. Bases 35 to 673 code for a protein of 212 amino acids.
CGGCCGCUGCCAACGCUGAACCCCCGCCGGAGCGAUGCGCCCCAUUGAGGCGCUGUUGGCCCUUCCCUGGGGGCUCCUCUUGUUCGGGGGGGCCCUCCUGGGCCGGCAGGUGCGAGGCCUCCGCCACAGCGUCUACUGGAACGCCAGCAAUCCCAGGUUCUUUGAUUCAGACGGAGGCUACGCCAUCCAGGUGUCCAUCAAUGACUAUCUGGAUAUUUACUGCCCCCAUUAUGAGCGGCCGUUGGCUGCGGGAAACCCAGAAACCUUCACUUUGCUAAUGGUCAACGCCGAAGGCUACCGAGGGUGCUAUGAAACUCCGGGAGCUUUCAAACGCUGGGAAUGCAACCGCCCGUAUGCUCCCUACGGAGCCAUCCGCUUCUCAGAGAAAAUCCAAAGGUUCACCCCGUUCUCCCUGGGCAUCGAGUUUCAGAGGGGCCAGGAAUAUUACUAUAUAUCUAUCCCGACGUCGGAGAGUGCUGGGCAGUGUUUGAAGCUACGAGUUUUUGUCUGCUGCAAAGCCACCACAGACCCUGUCACAGAGGCACCCAAAUCUCAGCCACGUGGGAGAGGCGGUCCAGAGAAAGCGGUCGUCGCCCAAGGAAACGGCCCUGCCCCGAUCCAGCUCAGCGUUGCCUGCCUGGGACUCCUGGCAGUGCCCUUCCUGUGGCUCUGACUGUGGGGAAUCUGGAUUACAAGCCUCCCUGAGGCUCGGGCCGGGCAGGGAGCGCUGCCAGAGGGAUUUCUCCACCCCGCUGCUACCCCCAUUGCAGAGAUGCCGAUUUGUCACUUGGCACUUUAGACCUGGCUGGGGACCCCCCCUCCAAUUCUCCGAUCACAAAGCUGCAUCUUGGAUGGGCAGCGUUCCCGGCUGCCGAGGGACAGGAUUCGCCUCUUUAAUCCGGGAUGCUCAUCUCUGCUCCCAUUCAGGCUCAGGAGGAUUUUCAAUGGGAGUGCAUUGUGUCUUGUUCCCACCGGAUGUCAAAGCUGCGCUUUCUGCGUCGGGGACCGGAUUAAGACCCGGGCUUCCCUCCCCGUAAAGAAAAUCCAGAUUUUAGUUUCUUCCAGGGGUCUCCAGGACUGCACGCCAAAGAUAGGAGAUUCCCCCUGCCCCCCGUUUGCAAUUUCUGAUGACCUAAAACAUUGCUGCUGGAAUGGAGGAGGUUGGCUCCUCCCCUCCCUCUUUCCUCUUUCAGGUGGUC